AUUGAAGGUGGAGAAGCGCGCGCCGCCGGGGAGCCCCGGCUGCGCCGCGAGGGCGAGGCUGCAAGGCGGCAGGCGGUGGUCGCGCUGGGCGACGGGACGGCGCUGGUUUUUCUCUUGAGUUUUAAAUUGAGGCGGUGGAGGAGGGAGUGGGAGACCCACUCACCCGAUAUGCGCUCUGGUCUCCAUUUCUCCCCACGCUCGCGCCGUUCCUUCGAGUGAGGGAGGGACUCGCAGCGCCGCCCGCGCACCGGACCCACAAGGCGAGCCCCGUGGUGGCGGGGAUGGUUCUGCGCGCCUGGCAGCUCCCACCCCGGUCUCUCCGGCCCGAAGCUGGGGGGCGCAGGGGCUGAGCUGCGCUGCCUCUCGGGGAUCCGCCGCGGGCCGCCUGGGGGCUGGAGGGCGAGACCCGGAGCCCGCCGGGCAGCUCCGAGAGCCGGGGCCGAGGCCAGAGCGCGGCAGCCUGCGUGGGCAGCGGAGACGAGGCCGGGCAAAGGAGACGCGGUGGCUUCAGAGGGGCUUCCAAGUAGAAAACUCCCCGGCCGCCCCCAAACGACGCCCCGGGAGCCAGGCGGGAGCACAGCACGCCCUUCUUGCCCCCUUUGCUCGCCGCGCCGCCUCCCAGGACCCUCCCAAAGCGUCCCUCUCCAAGGCCCCGGCAUCAGCUACCCCUGAAGAAGCCGCCGCCGCUGCCGGAUCCAGGAUUCACACUAAAUGGGCCGGCCGCAGGGGGCCGGGCGCCGGGCUAGGUGGCCGCCAAGAGCCUGGUGAGGGGCUACCCAGAGCCCGGUGGGCGAGGGGCGGCCAAGAGCCCCGGGAGCGUGCCCUCGGGGCGGAGAGCGUCGCGGCCCGCGCCGAGGCGAUGCUCGGGUGGCUGCGAGCUGCCGGCGGCGAGAGGCCAUAGACGGGCAUGGGCCUUGCGUCCCACCACCCCUAGGGACCCUCGAGCCUCGCCCCUCUGCUCCGACUCGCCGGACCGACGCGAUGGCCUCAGAAGUGGUGUGCGGGCUCAUCUUCAGGCUGCUGCUGCCCAUCUGCCUGGCAGUAGCAUGUGCAUUCCGAUACAAUGGGCUCUCCUUUGUCUACCUUAUCUACCUCUUGCUCAUUCCUCUGUUCUCAGAACCAACAAAAACGACGAUGCAAGGACAUACGGGACGGUUAUUAAAGUCUCUGUGCUUCAUCAGUCUUUCCUUCCUGUUGCUGCACAUCAUUUUCCACAUCACGUUGGUGAGCCUUGAAGCUCAACAUCGUAUUGCACCUGGCUACAACUGCUCAACAUGGGAAAAGACAUUCCGGCAGAUCGGCUUUGAAAGCUUAAAGGGAGCUGAUGCUGGCAAUGGGAUCAGAGUGUUUGUACCUGACAUCGGGAUGUUCAUUGCUAGUCUGACCAUCUGGCUCCUCUGUAGAAACAUUGUUCAGAAACCUGUGACAGACGAAGCAGCACAGAGUAACCCGGAGUUUGAAAAUGAAGAAUUGGCUGAAGGAGAAAAAAUUGAUUCAGAAGAGGCACUGAUCUAUGAAGAGGAUUUCAAUGGAGGAGAUGGUGUUGAAGGCGAGUUGGAAGAAAGCACGAAGUUAAAAAUGUUCCGCAGGCUUGCCUCUGUGGCCUCUAAGCUCAAGGAGUUCAUUGGCAACAUGAUCACCACUGCUGGGAAAGUCGUUGUUACCAUCUUACUGGGCUCCUCGGGCAUGAUGUUGCCGUCUUUGACAUCAUCUGUGUAUUUUUUUGUAUUUUUGGGUCUGUGCACCUGGUGGUCCUGGUGCCGGACGUUCGACCCAUUGCUGUUCAGCUGUCUCUGUGUUCUGCUGGCUAUUUUCACUGCUGGACAUUUGAUUGGACUUUAUUUAUACCAGUUCCAAUUCUUUCAAGAGGCAGUUCCACCCAAUGACUACUAUGCAAGGUUGUUUGGUAUCAAGUCAGUAAUUCAAACGGACUGUUCAAGUACUUGGAAGAUCAUAGUGAACCCGGACCUGUCGUGGUACCACCACGCCAACCCUAUCCUCCUGCUGGUGAUGUACUACACUCUGGCCACUCUGAUCCGCAUCUGGCUGCAAGAGCCCCUUGUGCAGGAUGAGGGGACCAAAGAAGAGGACAAAGCCCUGGCUUGUAGCCCCAUCCAAAUAACAGCGGGGAGGAGGCGGAGCCUGUGGUACGCAACCCAUUACCCCACUGAUGAGAGAAAACUUUUAUCCAUGACCCAGGAUGACUACAAACCAUCUGAUGGCCUGCUGGUGACUGUGAACGGCAACCCCGUGGAUUACCACACCAUCCACCCAAGCCUGCCCAUGGAGAACGGCCCUGGCAAAGCCGACCUCUACUCCACCCCUCAGUACCGGUGGGAGCCCUCUGAUGAAUCCUCAGAAAAGCGAGAGGAGGAAGAGGAAGAGAAAGAAGAAUUUGAAGAAGAAAGGAGCCGUGAGGAAAAAAGAAGUAUCAAAGUUCAUGCCAUGGUCUCCGUAUUCCAAUUUAUUAUGAAACAAAGUUACAUCUGUGCCCUCAUAGCUAUGAUGGCCUGGAGCAUCACCUAUCACAGCUGGCUGACCUUCGUGCUGCUGAUCUGGUCGUGCACUCUUUGGAUGAUUCGCAACAGAAGAAAAUAUGCCAUGAUCAGCUCUCCCUUCAUGGUGGUUUAUGGAAACCUAUUGUUGAUAUUACAGUAUAUAUGGAGUUUUGAACUUCCUGAAAUUAAAAAAGUUCCAGGAUUUUUAGAAAAGAAAGAGCCAGGAGAACUUGCUUCCAAAAUCCUUUUCACCAUUACUUUUUGGCUACUGCUGAGGCAGCACCUCACAGAGCAAAAAGCUCUGCAAGAAAAGGAAGCUCUUUUAUCGGAAGUCAAAAUUGGCAGUCAGGAAAAUGAAGAAAAAGAUGAGGAACUUCAAGAUAUACAAGUGGAAGGAGAGCCCAAAGAGGAGGAAGAAGAGGAAGCGAAGGAAGAGAAGCAAGAGAGAAAGAAGGUAGAGCAAGAGGAAGCUGAAGAAGAAGAUGAGCAGGACAUCAUGAAAGUCCUGGGCAAUCUGGUGGUGGCCAUGUUCAUCAAGUACUGGAUCUACGUCUGCGGAGGCAUGUUCUUCUUCGUCAGCUUCGAGGGUAAAAUCGUAAUGUACAAAAUCAUCUACAUGGUGCUGUUCCUGUUCUGUGUGGCCCUAUACCAGGUGCACUAUGAAUGGUGGAGGAAAAUUCUAAAAUAUUUUUGGAUGUCAGUGGUUAUUUACACUAUGCUGGUGCUUAUCUUUAUAUACACAUAUCAGUUUGAGAACUUCCCAGGCCUGUGGCAAAAUAUGACUGGACUGAAAAAAGAAAAGCUUGAGGAUCUUGGCUUAAAGCAGUUUACUGUGGCUGAACUAUUCACUCGCAUAUUCAUCCCAACCUCCUUUCUGCUGGUGUGCAUUUUACACCUGCACUACUUCCAUGACCGGUUCCUUGAACUCACAGACCUCAAGUCCAUUCCCAGCAAAGAAGACAACACCAUCUACAGCCAUGCCAAAGUCAAUGGUCGCGUAUAUCUAAUAAUAAAUAGCAUCAAGAAAAAAUUACCAAUCCACCAAAAUGAACUGGCCCACCCGGAAGGAAGCCUCCCGGACCUCACCAUGAUGCAUCUGACUGCCAGCCUGGAGAAGCCGGAGGUGAGGAAGUUGGCUGAGCCUGGGGAGGAGAAGCUUGAGGGCUACUCUGAAAAAGCCCAGAAGGGUGAUCUUGGGAAAGACAGCGAGGAGUCAGAGGAGGACGGAGAGGAAGAGGAGGAAUCCGAGGAGGAGGAAGAAACAUCAGACUUAAGGAACAAAUGGCACCUGGUGAUUGACCGCCUCACUGUGCUCUUCUUAAAAUUCCUGGAGUAUUUUCACAAGCUGCAGGUGUUCAUGUGGUGGAUUUUGGAGUUGCACAUCAUCAAAAUCGUUUCCUCUUACAUUAUCUGGGUUUCUGUGAAAGAGGUGUCUCUGUUCAACUAUGUAUUUUUGAUUUCUUGGGCUUUUGCUCUGCCGUACGCCAAGCUGCGCCGUCUGGCUUCAAGUGUCUGCACAGUCUGGACGUGUGUGAUCAUCGUCUGCAAAAUGUUGUACCAGCUCCAAACCAUUAAGCCUGAGAACUUCUCUGUUAACUGUUCCUUGCCAAAUGAAAAUCAAACAAACAUCCCCUUUAAUGAGUUGAACAAGUCUCUGCUCUACAGCGCUCCUAUCGAUCCUACAGAGUGGGUCGGCCUGCGGAAGUCUUCGCCUCUGCUAGUCUACCUGAGGAAUAACCUCCUGAUGCUGGCUAUCCUGGCCUUUGAAGUCACCAUUUACCGCCAUCAGGAAUACUAUCGAGGUCGAAAUAACCUGACGGCCCCUGUGUCUAGAACUAUCUUUCAUGACAUUACAAGACUACAUCUAGAUGAUGGACUUAUUAAUUGUGCCAAAUAUUUCAUUAAUUACUUCUUUUACAAGUUUGGUCUGGAGACCUGUUUCCUAAUGUCAGUUAACGUCAUUGGCCAGCGAAUGGAUUUCUAUGCCAUGAUCCACGCCUGCUGGCUGAUCGCUGUCUUAUAUAGACGCAGAAGGAAAGCCAUCGCAGAGAUCUGGCCCAAGUACUGCUGCUUCCUGGCAUGCAUCAUCACCUUCCAGUAUUUCAUCUGCAUUGGCAUCCCACCUGCUCCUUGCCGAGAUUACCCGUGGAGAUUCAAGGGUGCCAGCUUCAAUGACAACAUCAUAAAGUGGCUGUACUUCCCAGAUUUCAUUGUGCGGCCCAACCCUGUGUUUCUCGUCUAUGACUUCAUGCUGCUUCUGUGUGCCUCCUUACAACGGCAGAUUUUUGAGGAUGAGAACAAGGCUGCAGUGCGAAUCAUGGCAGGUGACAAUGUCGAGAUCUGCAUGAACCUUGAUGCGGCCUCCUUCAGCCAACAUAACCCUGUGCCAGAUUUUAUUCACUGCAGAUCUUACUUAGACAUGUCCAAAGUGAUCAUCUUCAGCUACCUCUUCUGGUUUGUGCUCACCAUCAUCUUCAUCACUGGGACCACCAGGAUCAGCAUCUUUUGCAUGGGGUACCUGGUGGCCUGUUUCUACUUCCUGCUCUUUGGGGGCGAUUUGCUGUUGAAACCCAUCAAGAGCAUCCUGCGCUACUGGGACUGGCUGAUCGCAUACAACGUUUUUGUGAUUACGAUGAAAAAUAUCCUGUCAAUAGGAGCAUGUGGAUACAUUGGAACAUUGGUGCACAAUAGUUGUUGGUUGAUCCAGGCUUUCAGCCUGGCCUGCACAGUCAAAGGCUAUCAAAUGCCUGCUGCUAAUUCACCCUGUACACUUCCCAGUGGGGAAGCAGGAAUCAUUUGGGACAGCAUAUGUUUUGCCUUCCUCCUGCUGCAAAGAAGAGUUUUCAUGAGUUAUUAUUUUCUACAUGUUGUGGCUGAUAUAAAAGCUUCCCAGAUUCUGGCAUCAAGAGGAGCUGAACUUUUCCAGGCCACAAUUGUAAAAGCUGUAAAGGCAAGAAUUGAGGAAGAGAAGAAGUCCAUGGACCAGCUGAAGCGACAGAUGGAUCGCAUCAAGGCCAGGCAACAGAAAUAUAAAAAGGGUAAGGAGAGGAUGCUGAGCUUGACCCAGGAGCCAGGGGAAGGCCAGGACAUGCAAAAACUCUCUGAAGAGGAUGAUGAAAGAGAAGCAGACAAACAGAAAGCCAAGGGCAAAAAAAAGCAGUGGUGGCGGCCUUGGGUUGAUCAUGCUUCCAUGGUCAGGAGUGGAGAUUAUUAUUUGUUUGAAACGGAUAGUGAAGAGGAGGAAGAGGAAGAAUUAAAGAAGGAAGAUGAAGAACCUCCACGAAGGUCAGCAUUCCAGAGAGCUAUUGGGAAGUUUGCAUCAGCCAUUUUAGCCUUGCCAAAGUCUGUCAUUAAACUUCCCAAAACUAUUCUUCAGUAUUUAAUCAGAGCUGCAAAGUUUGUUUAUCAAGCCUGGAUUACUGAUCCUAAAACAGCACUCCGACAAAGACACAAAGAGAAAAAAAGGUCUGCAAGAGAAGAACGGAAACGAAGGCGGAAAGGAUCCAAGGAGGGUCCUGUGGAAUGGGAAGACCGGGAGGAUGAACCAAUCAAAAAGAAAUCCGAUGGACCAGAUAAUAUCAUCAAGAGGAUAUUUAAUAUUUUGAAAUUUACCUGGGUCCUAUUUCUGGCAACAGUGGACAGUUUCACUACUUGGCUUAACUCCAUUUCAAGGGAGCAUAUUGAUAUAUCUACAGUUCUGAGAAUUGAACGAUGCAUGCUGACCAGAGAAAUUAAGAAGGGCAAUGUUCCAACUCGGGAGAGCAUCCACAUGUACUAUCAGAACCACAUCAUGAACCUUUCCAGAGAGUCGGGACUGGACACCAUUGACGAGCAUCCCGGAGCUGCUUCAGGUGCACAGACAGCCCACAGGAUGGAUAGUUUAGAUUCACAUGACAGUAUCUCCAGCUGCUACACUGAAGCAACCAUGCUGUUCUCAAGGCAGUCCACCCUUGAUGAUUUAGAUGGACAAGAAAUUCCUAAAACAAGCGAGCGUGCUCGGCCUAGGCUCCGUAAAAUGCUCAGCAUGGAUAUGUCCUCCUCAUCAGCUGACAGUGGCAGUUUAGCAUCAAGCGAGCCCACGCAGUGUACCAUGCUGUACUCACGCCAGGGGACCACUGAGACCAUCGAGGAGGUGGAGGCUGAGCAGGAGGAGGAGGCAGGGAGCACGGCGCCUGAGCCCAGGGAGGCCAAGGAGUACGAGGCCACUGGGUACGAUGUGGGAGCCAUGGGUGCCGAGGAGGCCAGCCUCACCCCAGAGGAAGAGCUGACACAGUUCUCCACCUUGGACGGGGAUGUGGAGGCCCCACCCUCCUACAGCAAGGCUGUGAGCUUCGAGCAUCUGUCCUUCGGCUCGCAGGACGACUCUGCAGGCAAGAACCGUAUGGCAGUCAGCCCGGACGACAGCCGCACCGACAAGCUGGGGUCCAGCAUCUUACCUCCCCUGACCCAUGAGCUGACGGCCAGCGAGCUGCUGCUGAAAAAGAUGUUUCACGACGAUGAGCUUGAAGAGUCAGAGAAAUUCUACGUGGGGCAGCCCCGAUUUCUGCUGCUCUUCUAUGCCAUGUACAAUACCCUGGUGGCCCGCUCGGAGAUGGUGUGCUACUUCGUGAUCAUCCUCAACCACAUGGUCUCUGCCUCCAUGAUCACGCUCCUGCUUCCCAUCCUCAUCUUCCUCUGGGCCAUGUUGUCCGUCCCCAGGCCCAGCCGCCGGUUCUGGAUGAUGGCCAUCGUCUAUACUGAGGUGGCAAUUGUAGUCAAGUAUUUCUUCCAAUUUGGGUUCUUUCCCUGGAAUAAGAAUGUGGAGGUGAACAAAGAUAAACCGUAUCACCCCCCAAACAUCAUAGGAGUGGAAAAGAAGGAAGGUUAUGUUCUCUAUGACCUCAUCCAGCUCCUGGCUCUGUUCUUUCAUCGAUCAAUUUUGAAGUGCCAUGGCUUAUGGGAUGAAGAUGACAUGACUGAAAGUGGCAUGGCCAGGGAGGAAUCAGAUGAUGAGCUCUCCCUCGGUCAUGGCAGGAGGGACUCCUCCGAUUCUCUCAAGUCCAUCAACCUGGCCGCGUCUGUGGAGUCAGUGCAUGUGACCUUCCCGGAGCAGCAGACAGCUGUCCGGAGGAAGCGCUCCGGCAGCAGCUCCGAGCCAUCCCAGAGAUCCAGCUUUUCUUCAAACAGAUCCCAAAGAGGCAGCACAAGCACCCGAAACAGCAGUCAAAAAGGAAGCAGUGUUUUGAGUAUUAAGCAAAAAGGCAAAAGGGAACUUUAUAUGGAAAAGCUUCAAGAACAUUUAAUCAAAGCAAAAGCCUUUACCAUAAAGAAGACGCUGGAGAUCUAUGUGCCCAUCAAACAGUUCUUUUACAACCUCAUCCACCCGGAGUAUAGCGCCGUGACUGACGUGUAUGUACUCAUGUUCCUGGCUGACACUGUGGACUUCAUCAUCAUUGUCUUCGGCUUUUGGGCCUUUGGGAAACACUCAGCAGCUGCAGACAUCACCUCUUCACUGUCAGAGGACCAGGUCCCGGGGCCGUUUUUGGUGAUGGUCCUCAUUCAGUUUGGAACCAUGGUGGUGGACCGAGCCCUCUACCUCAGGAAGACUGUACUGGGAAAGGUCAUCUUCCAGGUCAUUCUUGUGUUCGGAAUUCACUUCUGGAUGUUCUUCAUCUUACCUGGUGUGACUGAGAGGAAAUUCAGCCAGAACCUGGUUGCCCAGCUUUGGUACUUUGUGAAAUGUGUUUACUUCGGGUUGUCUGCUUACCAGAUCCGUUGUGGCUACCCAACGCGAGUCCUGGGGAACUUCCUCACCAAGAGCUACAAUUACGUCAACCUCUUCUUAUUCCAAGGGUUUCGCCUCGUGCCCUUUUUGACUGAGCUGAGGGCAGUGAUGGACUGGGUGUGGACGGACACAACUUUGAGCCUGUCCAGCUGGAUCUGUGUGGAGGACAUCUAUGCUCACAUAUUCAUCCUGAAGUGUUGGCGGGAGUCGGAGAAGAGAUACCCUCAGCCACGGGGCCAGAAGAAGAAGAAAGUGGUGAAGUAUGGCAUGGGAGGAAUGAUCAUCGUCCUGCUCAUCUGCAUUGUCUGGUUUCCUCUUCUCUUCAUGUCUUUGAUCAAAUCUGUGGCUGGGGUCAUCAACCAGCCCCUGGACGUCUCCGUCACAAUUACCCUGGGAGGGUAUCAGCCUAUUUUCACAAUGAGUGCCCAACAAAGCCAGUUGAAAGUUAUGGACCAGCAGAGCUUUAACAAAUUUAUACAAGCUUUUUCUAGGGACACCGGUGCUAUGCAAUUUCUGGAAAAUUAUGAAAAAGAAGACAUAACAGUAGCAGAACUGGAAGGAAACUCAAAUUCUUUGUGGACCAUCAGCCCACCCAGUAAGCAGAAAAUGAUACACGAACUCCUGGACCCCAAUAGUAGCUUCUCUGUUGUUUUUUCAUGGAGUAUUCAGAGAAACUUAAGUCUGGGUGCAAAAUCGGAAAUAGCAACAGAUAAGCUUUCUUUUCCUCUUAAAAAUAUUACUCGAAAGAAUAUCGCUAAAAUGAUAGCAGGCAACAGCACAGAAAGUUCAAAAACACCAGUGACCAUAGAAAAGAUUUAUCCAUAUUAUGUGAAAGCACCUAGUGAUUCUAACUCAAAACCUAUAAAGCAACUUUUAUCUGAAAAUAAUUUCAUGGAUAUUACCAUCAUUUUGUCCAGAGACAAUACAACUAAAUAUAACAGUGAGUGGUGGGUUCUCAACCUGACUGGAAACAGAAUAUACAAUCCGAACUCUCAGGCCCUGGAACUGGUGGUCUUCAAUGACAAAGUCAGUCCCCCAAGUCUGGGGUUCCUGGCUGGCUAUGGUAUUAUGGGAUUAUAUGCUUCAGUUGUCCUUGUGAUUGGGAAAUUUGUCCGUGAAUUCUUCAGUGGGAUUUCUCACUCCAUCAUGUUUGAAGAGCUUCCAAAUGUGGAUCGAAUUUUGAAGUUGUGCACAGAUAUUUUUUUAGUUCGAGAGACAGGAGAACUGGAGCUAGAAGAAGAUCUCUAUGCCAAAUUAAUAUUCCUAUAUCGCUCACCAGAGACAAUGAUCAAAUGGACUAGAGAAAAAACAAAUUGAAACCUUAGAACACAGACUGCAAAUAAUGUUAACAUUUGAAUUUUUUUUAAAAGCACAAUAUUCUCAUAAGAGCUAAGCAUUUCUAGUUCGACGGAAAUGGUUUGUUUCUCUUCUGAUAGGUAGACAAAAGGAGCUGAUAUCCUUCUGCAGUAAAAGCUACCUUGCAAGUUAAGGCACUGUUGAAAAUGUUAUUUGUAACUCCAUUUCUCUGAAAUCAGGGCUACUUGCUUUAUGUUUUAGUCAACAGUGUCUCGCAUUCUGAUUGAUCAUGUGAAGGAAUCAUUUAUGGGCCCCGUCCCUAAGAGAAACAGAAGAGGAGUCAGAAAGAAAGAUGCCUGUGUUUUCCUCUGUGGGGCCCGUGCACUUCCUGGAGAGAUGCUACAAUGCAAUAUACAGCGCUCCAUCCCCACUGGGGAAGCUGCUGUGAUGAGACUAGAUGAGCCUUCAACACACUCAGAAAAUGCAACAGCAAUAGGGGGCAGACAGCUCCUACCUGUGUUUCUAGGAGCAAAAGAGAGGGAACUAAUUGCCCGUGAAGACGCCAGUGGAAGGAUCAGCCUCAUUCUAAGCAAAAACAUAGUAUUAGUGAUACUCUUACUGCCUUAUCUUAACCAAGGACUAAUAGGAUACCUUUCCAUUAAACACCAGUGACUUCUCAGGAAAAAAAAAAAAAAGGAGCAAAACAAAUGAUGUGUACACCUGCUUUGUUAUGGUCCACCAGUGACCAGCUUCAAUGAGGGGAACCAUUCUGGAGGGCUGCGGUCUCCUGUGCAAACAGACAUGAGGCAGAAGAGUAAAAAGACCAACCCAGUGGGACCUAGAAUACUUUGUAACUCUUUAAUAACUGAGGUCAGGACCGCUCUUCUGCCUUCCCCUUCCCUUAACGUGCUUUUUCCCAUUUCCAUGAUUUAAGGCAAUGGUUUUUCCAGUAUGUGACAUUUUCCUUCCUGUUUUUCAGGUAUAUCAAAGAGUUUACAUAUUCCAAUUCACAUUUUUACAUCUGAGACGGGUUUUUUAAGUUCAUAAUUAUGAAAGAAAUAUGUAUAUUGAGCUUGGGGAAAUAAAAAUGGCCUUUUCUUAAAUUAUUAUUAUUGGUAAUACAACCUCUUCAUUAAAUAACAAUGUAGCAUGAAAAAUUUAUGAUUGAAAUGUAGUUUUCAUUCCAUAUUAAGAUACAGUUUCUGAGAAGAAUCAUUGAAUGGACUAGAAUAUGUCAAAAAUUGAUCCUGUGUAGUUUGGGUUCAGGGCUGACUUAAAAUAAAGCACAUCCUGCAAAGUCA
Messenger RNA from Homo sapiens (human), 10859 nucleotides. It is a transcript of the gene PIEZO2, whose product is annotated as piezo type mechanosensitive ion channel component 2. The coding region runs from base 982 to 9579 and encodes 2865 amino acids. The record is from RefSeq and is marked validated. The transcript has 56 exons. Gene Ontology annotation, cellular component: plasma membrane; membrane. Gene Ontology annotation, molecular function: mechanosensitive monoatomic ion channel activity. Gene Ontology annotation, biological process: monoatomic cation transmembrane transport; monoatomic ion transmembrane transport. NCBI's taxonomy places the organism in Eukaryota, Metazoa, Chordata, Mammalia, Primates, Hominidae.